This is a messenger RNA of Podospora anserina S mat+, 1374 nucleotides long. RefSeq lists its product as uncharacterized. Bases 1 to 1374 code for a protein of 457 amino acids. NCBI's taxonomy places the organism in Eukaryota, Fungi, Ascomycota, Sordariomycetes, Sordariales, Podosporaceae. Gene Ontology annotation, molecular function: tripeptidyl-peptidase activity; serine-type endopeptidase activity. The record is from RefSeq and is a predicted model, not a curated record. The transcript has 4 exons. Gene Ontology annotation, biological process: proteolysis.
AUGUCAGAUCAUCUUGCUGACGAAAUGCUUCACAGAUAUCAUGUUCCUCACAACAUUUCGCAUCACAUUGAUUACAUAACUCCCGGCAUCAAAUUGAUGGCUGGUGGAUAUGAUGAGAAGAUUGUCAAGAGGAUGGUGGGACGGAGAGGGUCGGUCUGGUACGAUAACCAGUAUCAAAUCCCAGCUGGAACGAAAGCGACUAAAGGCAACGAGUUGGGUAUCUUUCAAGGUCUCGCUCAACACUACAAUCAACAAGACAUGGAUACCUAUUGGAAAUAUGUCGCUCCAUGGAUCCCGAAAGGAACUCAUCCCGAACUCAAGUCGAUCAACGGCGCCGAGGGCCCGAUUGAGGAUCCCCAGCUAGCAGGAGAAGAGGCCAAUCUUGAUUUCCAAGUGGCUAUUCCGUUGACAAAAGCCUUCUUUGACGCCAUCGAUGGCUCCUUUUGCACUAUGGCCGCCUUCAAUCAGACAGGAAAUUGUGCUGACGACUCCUGCCGCGAUCCCGAGUACCCGAACCCGAACAACGACAGAUACGGUUACCAAGGCGACUUGAUGUGCGGCACUUACCGCCCAACAAACGUCAUAUCUAUCUCCUAUUCGGGCUUCGAGCACGCCUGGCCAGAGUCCUACACCCGCAGGCAGUGCAUGGAGAUAUUGAAGCUUUCACUGCAGGGGGUCACUGUGGUAGAGUCCUCUGGCGACUAUGGCGUCGGUGGAAGGAGGGGGGACCCUCAGGCUGGCUGUUUAGGCCCGAAUAGAGAGGUGUUCUCUCCAAGAAUCAUGGGAAACUGUCCCUAUGUUUUGAGCGUGGGUGCUACACUGGUCAAGGCCGACCCCAAGAAUAAGGGCAAGUUCAUCGAGACAGCCACAGAGAGAUUUGCUUCUGGAGGGGGAUUUUCAAAUGUCUUCAUGAGGCCGCCAUGGCAGGAGAAGCACGUGGCUGCGUAUUUGAAGCGGGCCAACGUCACAGAGCUGGGAUACAACCUAACGGCUACAGCAGCCUCCACGCAGUGGGGAUGGGAGCCAAGUUUGCUGGGCAGUGUGCUGGGAAAAGAGAGGGGCAAGAGGUUCAACAAAGGCGGCAGAGGUUAUCCUGAUGUUUCGGCCAUUGGAGACAAUUACAGGGUUGUUCUCAGAGGAUAUGCUGAUAGCAUGAGUGGUACCUCGGUGGCGGUACCGGUUUGGGCUUCUAUCCUUACUCUGAUCAACGAGGAGAGAUUAGUCCGAGGCAAGCGGCCAGUCGGGUUUAUCCACCAAGUUUUGUAUGAUCAUCCCGAAGUGUUCACUGACAUCACUUCUGGAUCAAACCCAGGAUGUGGGAGCAACGGCUUCCCGGUGAAAGAGGGUUGGGAUCCAGUCACUGGACUUGGGUAA